Molecule: messenger RNA, 639 nt
Organism: Nerophis ophidion (straightnose pipefish)
Lineage: Eukaryota; Metazoa; Chordata; Actinopteri; Syngnathiformes; Syngnathidae
Gene: serf2b
Product: small EDRK-rich factor 2b
Exons: 3
Coding region: 24-344 (106 amino acids)
Source: RefSeq, a predicted model, not a curated record
ACCUUCGAGUCCUGCCCACGCGCAUGCGCAUUUCAGCGCAAACCAAAGCAGGCGAAAAAGAGCGACGGAGGAGACGCAGAGGGAGACUUUGGCCCUUUCGGCUGAGCUUUUCGUGUGGAUUUGGGUCUACAGACGCGUCAAAUUCAAAAAUGACCAGGGGAAAUCAACGUGAGCUUGCACGCCAAAAGAAUGCCAAGAAGGCGAAUGACAGCGGCAAAGGGAAGAGGGGCGAUGACGGGCUGUCGGCUGCUGCUCGGAAGCAGAGGGAUGCUGAAAUAAUGCAGCAAAAGCAGAAAAAGUCGGGCGGCCCCGAUGGAGGAAAAGAACCCCCAAAGUCCAAGUGAAGAUCCAGAGUCAAGACAUCCAUUCAUUUGUCUCCACCUCUUCCUGAUUCUCCAGACUCCACCUUCAUUCCAACGGAUCUUAAAUUCUCUCCUUGGGGAAAAAUGGCAGUGGGAUCUUUUUCUUCGGGGAAAUUGGGAAUACGCCGCGUGCAUGCAGAGGAGCAUUGGUGGUUUUUAGCAGCAGGAGAAAGUUGAACUAUUGUCCACACUAUUGUUGUGCUUUCUUUUCUUGUACAAAAUACUUUCUCCUGAUGAGGCUUUGAAAUAAAGUAUACAUCUUUUUAGGUCAUUCUCA